Messenger RNA from Colias croceus (clouded yellow), 2201 nucleotides. RefSeq lists its product as uncharacterized. The transcript has 3 exons. The record is from RefSeq and is a predicted model, not a curated record. Lineage: Eukaryota; Metazoa; Arthropoda; Insecta; Lepidoptera; Pieridae. The coding region runs from base 333 to 2201 and encodes 622 amino acids. Gene Ontology annotation, molecular function: protein dimerization activity.
GUCUACUUACUUUACUGGUGUGGUAUUUUGUUUUGGUUUUAAAUUAUUUACUUGCUUUUCUAAUAAAGUGCAAGAAAGAAUUAGGUAAUGAAAAUAUUCUGAAUGUAAGUUUAUUUAAUCAUCAGAUGUGAAGGGUUAUGGUUUCAGUUUCAGAUUAUUAUUUUACAGCCAGCAUUUGUGUACGUCAGAAUGGCGGGUGUAUGAGUAUAAAAAUAGAUUCAGUAAUUAUAUUAUAAAUAUACCUUUAAUGUACUAGUUAGUACCUGUAAAUAAAUUCAAUGUACCUCUUUAAAAUCGGAGUUAUUUACAAUGAUAAGUGAGUCGCCAACCUGAUGUCAGAAUCAUUUGGUGCAGUACUUCAACCUACUAUUACUUCAAUGAUGCCUGGGUCUGCAUCAAAGUCAUUCACAGAUAAAAUUAAGUCUGGAGAAAUAAAGAUGGCAUGUUUCCUAGCAGAGCACAAUCUACCAUUUAGCUUAGCAGAUGAUCUAAAGGAUCUUAUACAAUCAGUUGCCCAAGAUUCAAAGCUUGCAUCAGAAUUAACUUUUGGAAGAACAAAGGCACAUGCUAUUAUUACAAAUGUUACUGGUAAAGUAGCAGAAAACCAAUUAAUUGAAAUAUUACAAAAAAAUAAGUUUUCACUAAUAGUUGAUGAGAGCACAGACAGAUCAUCAAUUAAACAUUUGGCACUUAUUGUAAGAACUGCAGUUGAUUUUCAUGUUGAAGAUAGUUUUCUAUGUAUAAUACCAGUUGUUGAUGGUACGGCUACAGCUUUACAUAAUGCUUGUACAAAACAUUUUGAAGAGAAGAAUAUUCCAUACAAGGAAAAUAUGGUAGGAUUUGCAGCUGACGGAACCAAUUCCAUGUUUGGACAACAUCAUUCCUUGUCAAAAUUGUUUGCAAAAGAUAUUCCGAAUCUGUUUCUAAUAAAAUGUAUAUGUCACUCUUUUCAUCUUUGUGCCUCAUAUGCUUGCAAAAAAUUACCACGAGGUGUAGAGGACUUUGCUCGUGAUGUUUACAACUAUAUACAGAAUAGUCCAAAACGUAUUGGAGACUACAAAGAGUUUCAAUGUUUUGUAAAUAUUAAACCACAUAAACUAUUACACCCUGCCCAAACAAGGUGGCUGUCUUUGUUACAAGUUGUGAAAAGGCUUCUUGAACAACUACCAGCAUUGAAACUAUAUUUUCAAAGUGCUGUGUUAACUGACAGAUUACUUGCAGCUCAAUCAAUCCUUGAUAAAUGUCUGGAACCAACCACAGAAUUAUAUUUAGAGUUUUUAAGUUUUGUGCUGCCAUACUUCAAUGAUUUGAACAAAGAAAUGCAAUCUGAAAGUCCAAAACUCUACUUGCUGUAUGAAAAAAUUUUUGUAACCUACAAGACUAUAUUGGAAUGUUUUUUAAAGCCAGAAUAUUUGGAAUUAACUGAACAGGAAAAAACAAGCAUGCAAGUCCAUGACAAAGUUGCAGCAUUGGAAUUAUUGGAAUUAAAAAUAUUGAAAAUUGAUUUUGAAAAAAUUGAAAACCACUUACCCCUGGAAGACAUUUACUUAGGAGGCAAUGUUGCUGCUUUAAUUAUAAUGAACAGAAACAGUAUUCAUCCAGAUCAAAUAAGACAGUUUAAAAAAAAAUGUCUUGAAUUUUACAUUGAAAGUCUUAAUCAAAUAAAAAAUCGCUUUCCCUUUGAAGAUGAGCACCGACAAAGAUUGAAAAAUUUAAGGUUUUUAAACCCUGACAUAUUGCUGGACUCAAAUUUAAAACGUUCUGUACCAUCUAUAGCUCAUUUAGGGCAAAUGUUUCCAGGAUUAUGUCCAACAAAUUUAACAGAAUUAGACAGGGAAUGGAGAACUCUAAGAAACACUAAUCUUCCAUUUCAAGGGGAUCAGCUAAUCAAAGCAGAUGAGUUUUGGCGUCACAUUUCAAAAAUAAGAAAAGGCGAUUUCUCUCAAAUGUUUCCUUUAUUAGCCCAAUUUGCACAAAAUUUAUUAACAUUGCCACAUAGUAGUGCGAAUGUCGAGCGACUGUUUUCUGCGAUAAAUUUGAUGAAAACGAAGAUAAGAAACAGGCUUCACACUGACACACUCACAGGAUUACUUUAUACGAAAAGUGGCUUGAAAAAAAACCGCGAGCCUUCGCAGGAACACUUAAAGCAUUUUAAUAAAAAUAUGUAUAGAUUUAAUUUGCCUGAAAAGGAUACUGUAUAA